Molecule: messenger RNA, 582 nt
Organism: Lactuca sativa (garden lettuce)
Lineage: Eukaryota; Viridiplantae; Streptophyta; Magnoliopsida; Asterales; Asteraceae
Product: putative serine/threonine-protein kinase PBL1
Biological process (GO): protein autophosphorylation
Cellular component (GO): plasma membrane; plasmodesma
Molecular function (GO): transmembrane receptor protein tyrosine kinase activity; ATP binding
Source: RefSeq, a predicted model, not a curated record
AUGGGUGAAAGCAUCAUUGUUUAUGAGUAUGCGUCUAGAGGAAGUCUUGAUAGGUACUUGCCAGACAAUGGUCUUUCAUGGAUUAAACGACUUGAGAUAUGCAUUGAUAUUGCAAGCGGGUUGGAUGUCCUUCAUGGAGGUGGAGUAACACAAGAGGUGGCGGUGAUACAUAGGGACAUAAAAAGUUCAAACAUUCUACUAGAUGACAAUUGGAAAGCAAAAAUUACUGAUUUUGGGAUGUCCUUUAUAAGUCCAAUGAAUAAGGAUAUGGACUUUGUCAUCGAAAAUAAUACUUAUGGUACACUCGGCUAUUGUGACCCACUGUACCUUGAGAUCGGUUUCUUAACAAAGGAAUCUGAUAUAUACUCAUUUGGUGUGGUUUUAUUCGAGAUCUUGUGUGGGAGAUUGGUGCAUGAAUACAAAAAUGGCGAUCCUGGACAAUCUCUAGCCGAUUUGAUUAGAGUCCACUAUAAAAUGGGAAAGAUGGUGUUUGAAAGCAUAAAGCAACAAAUUGUUCCAAAAUCAUUGUCUACAUUUCAAAUGAUCGCCUAUCAAUGCUUACAUGAUGAAAGAGAACAAUGA